Molecule: messenger RNA, 4641 nt
Organism: Syngnathus acus (greater pipefish)
Lineage: Eukaryota; Metazoa; Chordata; Actinopteri; Syngnathiformes; Syngnathidae
Gene: ddr1
Product: discoidin domain receptor tyrosine kinase 1
Exons: 20
Coding region: 313-3312 (999 amino acids)
Biological process (GO): multicellular organism development; protein phosphorylation; cell surface receptor protein tyrosine kinase signaling pathway
Cellular component (GO): membrane; signaling receptor complex
Molecular function (GO): collagen binding; protein tyrosine kinase collagen receptor activity; ATP binding
Source: RefSeq, a predicted model, not a curated record
CUGCGGUCCGGCUGCCUUGCCACUACCGCGGAGCUCGCAUUCACUGACGGACUCUCAGUUUGGCGUCUCAGUUUGGCUUCUCCUUCACCGUAUUUAUUGGACACAUUUUGUUGCCUUGUGACGAGUGCAAGUGCACAAAGCAACACCACUCGCCGACUUUGGAGUCAGAGUUUGGAGGAGGUUUGUGUGGACGCUUCCAGACAGUAACGAGACGGAGUGACUAAAAAGUUUGAGGGCGCUGUCCGAAAAUAGCGGUUGCGGUGUUGAAGGAAUGCCUGAGGCCAGCAGUGUGUCGGCGCACAGGUAAGCAGUAUGCGCACUGCUGCGGUCAUGGCAAGGCCAGCCGGGCAGCUGACUCCUUGCGCUGAGGUCACCCGCCUGCUGGUGCUGGCGCUGGUGCUGGCGCCGGUGUCUUCAGCAGAAGAGCACGAGUGGCACUUCAAUGCAGCCGCUCAGUGCCGUUACGCCCUGGGGAUGGAGGACGGCAGCAUCCUGGACACCGACAUCAGCGCCUCCAGCUCCUGGUCAGACUCCACCGAAGCCAAGCAUGCCAGGUUGAGCAGCGGAGAAGGGGAUGGAGCUUGGUGCCCCGCGGGCGCUGUCUUCCCCGAUGGAUCGGAAUACCUUCAGGUGGACCUUCGCAAGCUCCACUUCCUGGCCCUGGUGGGCACACAGGGUCGCCACGCCGACGGGCACGGCCAGGAGUUUGCCCGCAGUUAUCGCCUGCGCUACUCUCGGGAUGGUGUGAAAUGGAUCACCUGGAAGGACCGCUGGGGCCAGGAAGUGGUGUCCGGGAACGACAACACCUAUGAUGUGGUUCUGAAGGACCUGGGCCCGCCCAUUGUGGCCCGCAUGGUACGCUUCUACCCGCUGGCUGACAGGGUCAUGAGCGUCUGCCUUCGAGUGGAACUCUACGGCUGCGUGUGGGCCGACGGGCUGAAGGCUUAUACAGCUCCUGUGGGCCACGUGAUGAAUCUGUCAGGCUCGCCUGUCUACCUGAACGACUCCACCUACGACGGCAGCGCCGAGCAAGGGGUGCAGUUUGGCGGCCUGGGUCAGCUGUGCGACGGCGUCCUGGGAGGAGACGACUUCACGGAGAGCAAGGAGCUGCGGGUGUGGCCCGGCUACGACUACCUGGGCUGGAACAGAGACGUUCUGGCCAAGCCCGCCGUGGACAUCGAGUUCCACUUCGAGAAGCCUCGCCUGCUCCGGGUCAUGCAGGUGCACAGCAACAACCGUCACACUCAGGGCGUGCGGGUGUUCAACAAGGUGGAGUGUUCCUUCAAGGGUGGGCUGCUGCAGCCGUGGUCAUCGCCGGUCCUGACCCUGUCGGUCCCACUGGACGACCUCAAGGACCCAUCAUCUCGCACGCUCUCGUUGCCCCUGGACGGACGCCUCGCUCACAUCCUGCGCUGCAGCUUCUUCUUUACCGACCGAUGGAUGCUCCUCAGCGAGAUAACCUUCCUCUCAGACACUUUUGAAAAGGACGAGAAUCAGAUGAAUGAUCGCAAGACUCCCACCACCAGCUCCUCCCCUUUUGUCAACCACACCUCGGCCUCUUCCGCCCUGAGCCGCAGAGGCGCCACUGCCGCCUCUUUGCCUCCUCCCACCACCACCUCCACCCUCAUGACAGACACCACUACUAAUUGGACGCUGUCAGGUUCCGAGUUGGCCGCCGUGUCUCCAAGGGCGGGGCUUCCCGUGGCAAAGGACGACAGCGGCGAUGCGGCCGUCCUGAUUGGCUGCCUGGUGGGCAUCAUCCUGUUGCUGCUGGCCGUCAUCGCCGGCAUUCUCUGGAGGCAGUACUGGAAGAAACUACUGGGGAAGGCGCAGAGCGGCUUGUCGGGCGACGAGCUACGCGUGCAUCUCUCGGUGCCCUCGGACAACGUGGUCAUCAACAACACGCACAGCUACUCCAGCCGCUACCAGCGCAUACACACCUUCCCCGACGAUCCCGAGCGCGAUGCCGAAAGCGAGUACCAGGAGCCCAGCGCCUUGCUGCGCCUGCGGGACCACUGCAACAGCACGGCCUUGCUGUUGCACAACCCGGCCUGUUAUCUGCUCUUGUCAGAUCACAGGGAAGGCUCCAGGCCCAGCACCUGUCGGGCUCAGGAAAAGAGUCUCAAUGUGCCCCAUGGGUGCGGCUCAGAGUCUUCCCCGGAUAAGGGAUUCCCCCCGGUACGGGACGAGCCGCCGCCCUACCCGGGCUCACUGCCCUACCCAGCGUCCCCCCCGCUGCCUGCCAGUGUCCCGCACUACGCCGAGGCCGACAUCGUGAGCCUGCAGGGCGUCAGCGGCAACAACACGUAUGCCGUACCAGCCCUGGCCUCGUCCGGUCCUGGUGCCGACGCCGGCCCCUUGCCCGAGCUGCACCGCCAGUGUCUCGUCUUCAAGGAGAAGCUCGGGGAAGGACAGUUUGGAGAGGUGCACCUGUGCGAGAUUGAGAACCCUCAGGACCUUCCAAACCUGGAGUUUCCCUUCAACGUGAGGAAAGGUCGCCCUCUGCUGGUGGCUGUCAAGAUACUGCGGCCUGAUGCUUCCAAGAAUGCCAGGAAUGACUUCCUGAAGGAGGUGAAGAUCCUGUCCCGCCUGAAGGACCCCAACAUCAUCCGUCUUUUGGGUGUGUGCGUGAGCAGCGACCCGCUCUGCAUGGUGACUGAGUACAUGGAAAGCGGCGACCUCAACCAGUACUUAUCCCACCGAGUUCUGCUGGACAAGAGCGGGCCUUUGCACACCAUGCCCACCAUCGGGUACCCGGCCCUCAUCUCUAUGGCUGGCCAGAUCGCAUCGGGGAUGAAAUUCCUGUCCUCGCUCAACUUUGUGCACCGCGACCUGGCCACACGCAACUGCCUGGUGGGCGGCGAGAGGGGCAACAGCAGCGCUGAUGACCCCAGCGGAGAGCGCCACAUCAAGAUCGCUGACUUCGGAAUGAGCAGGAAUCUCUACGCCGGAGACUACUACAGGAUCCAAGGCCGAGCCGUGCUCCCCAUACGCUGGAUGGCCUGGGAGUGCAUCCUCAUGGGUAAAUUCACCACAGCCAGCGACGUGUGGGCGUUUGGCGUGACCCUGUGGGAGAUGCUGAGCGUGUGCCAGGAGCAGCCGUACUCCAACCUGACAGACGAGCAAGUCAUAGACAACGCCGGAGAGUUCUUCCGAUACCAGGGCAAACAGGUGUAUCUGGGCAAGCCCGCCGUGUGCCCUCAGGGUCUCUACGAGCUCAUGUUGGGUUGCUGGAACAGAGACUGCAAGCUGCGGCCAUCCUUUGGCCACAUCCACGCCUUCCUUGAAGAGGACGCCAUGAACAUGGUGUGAGGCCGCACAGCGCUUCAACGAGCCGCGUCAAUGUGCCGACCGCCCCCCGGACAACCAUGUUUUGUACUUAUUUGGUGGGCGGGGACUACUGGAGACGCUGCUGGUUCAGUUUUUCCCCCACACUCUCCAAAACCACAAAAAACUGAAGCUUGAUAGGUGUAGGUAGUUUUGAGGCUGAGCUACAUUGUGUCGUGUAGUGGUGGCGGGUGCAAUCUGCAUUAGGAGCCUUUUCUUCUUACAAGGACAGGAAAUGAGGCGAGAGGAAGGUGAAGGAGCGUCGCAACAUCUCGGGGCUACGGCCCCUCUGAACCGUCGGUGGAGUGGUUCACAUUGCCGCCAUUCUUUAAGUAGGCCCAUCCUCGAUUCUCAGCAAAUGGCAAUCAAGUCCAGACUGAGCCCAAGUUAAUUGGGAUGUUCGCCCUGCAAUGCUUAACUGUGAGCAUGGUGAUUCAGUCAACCCAAACUCAAAAUGGAGGACUCGUCAUCCUCCUCAAGAUGUGGUGUCUCGAAGAGCCGCUUGGAUAUUUGGAGAUGACAGUGUCGUGAUUCACAUAGCUAUGUGACUCAUGACACUGCCUUGGGUUCAAUUCCAGGGUGCGCCCUGACUCGCGCUGGAACUUUCUUUUUUGCCCCCAAGCAUGUUGGCUAUGGUGCACUUCCCAGCCCCACCAGCCCAAAUUGACUCUGAAAAUGACAGUUCCUCAAUUGUGGUGACACAACCUGCCAAAUCAAAUGCUCAGUCCAAACGCAAAUUAGGCCUGGCCUUUUCAAACACGUCUGCCUCCUGCACUUCUGCCUUCCACUCGCUAUUGGGUCAAGGAGGAUAUUGUGGAUCUUCGGUGCCUCUCGAUCGUAUUGUUUACUGAUUGCAAAUGGCCUCGGUGCUGUUUGAGUCAUUUUUGAUACACUGUAGUUCAACUGAAGCUGUAUUUUUAUAGUACAUGCUUUCUUUAGUUUGUACAUAUUUUUAAAUGCAAAUCUUUUAUUUUCCUGAACUAAUAUGGAAAACCUUCGAGUCUCCUGUAUGUGUGUAACGCUUGCUGCCAUUGUGUCAUCCAUGUGUGCUGUUUAUUUUUGUAGGCAUCUCAAUAAAGUUGAGCCCUUUCCAAUAAUUAAAGCAGAACUUUAUUUGUUGAAUGUCACUUUAAUACAGAUAAAUGCUGCACAUUUAACACUAUCACUGGGGCUACACAUGCUUUGUUGUAACAUAAUAAAAAGUAGAUGUUUAAAAAGGGCUACACUGAAAAAUGAAGCGGCACCUGCAGUGGCAGCAUUAUGGCUCGCAUAUAGGCUUGCACAAACUGGUAACUUUCCAUAGAAUUUGUCGGG